Mucor velutinosus is the source of this 1044-nucleotide messenger RNA. RefSeq names its product Homeobox protein tos8. The transcript has 9 exons. Gene Ontology annotation, molecular function: GTPase activator activity. Gene Ontology annotation, biological process: activation of GTPase activity. The coding region runs from base 1 to 1044 and encodes 347 amino acids. NCBI's taxonomy places the organism in Eukaryota, Fungi, Mucoromycota, Mucoromycetes, Mucorales, Mucoraceae. The record is from RefSeq and is a predicted model, not a curated record.
AUGGCAGAAGAAUUUGAAGAGAAAAGGAAAGCCUGGGAUAUCAUUUUCAAUGAUCCAAAUUUAUCGCUCAACUCACUUCGACAUCGAGCAGUUGCUGGCAGUGUGUGCCAGAAUGGACUUCGCUCUGUUUGCUGGAAGAUCUUUCUCGGUUAUCUUCCUACUUUAGAAGUCUCGACCUGGCCGUCAUUGCAGUUGGAACAACGCCAACAUUAUACAGAUCUAAAGAGAAAGUACAUUGAGGAGCCUGCCGAAAAGAUGAACAGAAAGGGAGAAGAGGAUCUUUCAGAUAACAACCCUCUGGCACUCAGCGACAGCAACCCAUGGCAACAGUAUUUCGCAGACACAGAAAUCCGUAAAGUGAUUCGACAGGAUGUAGAGAGAACAUUCCCUGACGUAGAUUUCUUUCGAGAAAAUGAUGUGCAACAACGUUUAACCGACAUUCUGUUUAUUUACUGCAAGCUGAAUCGUGAGGUCUCUUAUCGCCAAGGCAUGCAUGAAUUAUUGGCUCCAUUUUAUUGGGUUCUUGCUACCGAGAGCUUGGAUGUCAGUCAAAUAGAUCAACACCAUGUCGACCCUGCAUCCAAAUUGAUGCUUCAGGUUUUGGACUCAGCGUUUGUUGAGCAUGAUGCCUACAUUCUGUUUGACAAACUAAUGACUUUUGGAAAGUCAUGGUACGAGUUUAAUGAGGAGGCGCCAACUCGCAAGUCAACAAGCAGCAGUACAAAGCCUGACAUGCUGUCGAAUAAUAUACCCAAGCCUACUGAUAGCGCUCGAUUAAACCCUGUUGUCAUGACUUGUCAUCGCAUUCACCAUGACUACCUUCGCACUGUGGAUCCACUCUUGUAUCGACAUUUAGAGAAUUUCGGCAUUGAACCUCAAUUAUAUGGCAUUCGUUGGAUUCGACUACUGUUUGGACGAGAAUUCGAUAUCUACGAACUGCUGAAGCUGUGGGACGCUAUUUUUGCUCAGGACCCAACCCUCAACAUUGCGGAAUACGUGUGUCUAGUCAUUCUUUUACGCAUGAGAGAUCAAUGCAAGUAUUGA